This is a messenger RNA of Closterium sp. NIES-65, 891 nucleotides long. NCBI's taxonomy places the organism in Eukaryota, Viridiplantae, Streptophyta, Zygnematophyceae, Desmidiales, Closteriaceae. The record is from the annotation of a GenBank genome assembly.
AUGCGCACUCCCUCUGCACCCGCUCCUCCUGCCACCCCUCCUCCACUCACAUCACACCGCCUCCCCCCACCCUCAAUCCCGCCGCUGCCUCCCCUCGCACCUCUCUCCUUCCCACCCCUCCCCUGCCGCCUCCCUCACCCACUCCUUCCCAUCCCUGAACGACUCAGAGGCGGGUGUUACCUGCCAGCAGAGGCGGGUGUUUACCUGCCAGCAGAGGCGGGUGUUACCUGCCAGCAGAGGCGGGUGUUACCUGCCAGCAGAGGCGGGUGUUACCUGCCAGCAGAGGCGGGUGUUACCUGCCAGCAGAGGCGGGUGUUACCUACCAGCAGAGGCGGGUGUUACCUGCCAGCAGAGGCGGGUGUUACCUGCCAGCAGAGGCGGGUGUUACCUGCCAGCAGAGGCGGGUGUUACCUGCCAGCAGAGGCGGGUGUUACCUGCCAGCAGAGGCGGGUGUUACCUGCCAGCAGAGGCGGGUGUUACCUGCCAGCAGAGGCGGGUGUUACCUGCCAGCAGAGGCGGGUGUUACCUGCCAGCAGAGGCGGGUGUUACCUGCCAGCAGAGGCGGGUGUUACCUGCCAGCAGAGGCGGGUGUUACCUGCCAGCAGAGGCGGGUGUUACCUGCCAGCAGAUGCGGGUGUUACCUGCCAGCAGAUGCGGGUGUUACCUGCCAGCAGAGGCGGGUGUUACCUGCCAGCAGAGGCGGGUGUUACCUACCAGCAGAGGCGGGUGUUACCUGCCAGCAGAGGCGGGUGUUACCUACCAGCAGAGGCGGAUGUUACCUGCCAGCAGAGGCGGGUGUUACCUACCAGCAGAGGCGGGUGUUACCUACCAGCAGAGGCGGGUGUUACCUACCAGCAGAGGCGGGUGUUACCUACCAGCAGAGGCGGGUGA